AUGGCUUUCAAGGUCACUGAGAAUACAGAGAUCAACUACUUGUGGCAGUUAAGUCAUCUAAACUUAGUUGAACUGAUUGGUUAUUGUUUGGAAGAUGAACAACAGCUUCUUGUGUACGAGUUUGUGCAUGAGGGUAGUCGUGAGAAUUAUCUAUUCAGAAGCGAAUACAUAAAUCAAGAUUUUAUUGAGAAUCUCAGAAGAUUAUUUGUUCUUCUGUUUGAAUGGUUUGAAGCAGAUGAUGUGCAAUGUAAGCCGCUCUGGUGGACCUUUAAGUUGCUCUCGAUAAAGAAAAACAUACAUUAA
This is a messenger RNA of Eruca vesicaria subsp. sativa (arugula), 303 nucleotides long. Lineage: Eukaryota; Viridiplantae; Streptophyta; Magnoliopsida; Brassicales; Brassicaceae. The record is from the annotation of a GenBank genome assembly.